Molecule: messenger RNA, 2051 nt
Organism: Aspergillus pseudotamarii
Lineage: Eukaryota; Fungi; Ascomycota; Eurotiomycetes; Eurotiales; Aspergillaceae
Product: zinc knuckle domain protein
Exons: 2
Coding region: 144-2012 (622 amino acids)
Molecular function (GO): zinc ion binding; nucleic acid binding
Source: RefSeq, a predicted model, not a curated record
UAUCCGACACUGCACCGAUGGUCACUAUCAACCACCGUAAAUUUUAAGAAACUAACACUCCACACCAGAGAAUCCUUCCCCAUUUCACGCGUUUCCUAGCACUCCGGAGUAACCUUUUCUAUCCUUUAGCUCAUGAUCACAGUAUGCCUGACUCACCAGGUGACGAUAAUAACGAUUCUAGAACAGCCUCAGUUGGUGCGCAACGCAAUCGCGCCACUAGCACCAAUGGCUCGCGACAGAGCUCCAUAGACAGCAGCAAUUCGCACCCCAAGAAAAGACAACGAAGAAAUGGAAAGGUGGGGCCUACAGAUGCACGCGACUUUGUCCCUCAAGGUGCCACCUUCAGCGCAAAUACAUUGGAGGUCGACCCGGAUAGUACGUCGAGCUCUGGCUCCUCAGGUAGCGACGAUGAAUCCAAUUCCUCGGAUGAUGGAAACGAGGCUUCUUCCCAGGCUGGGCCCCAACCCGCAGUGGCUCCUAAUUGGAAUAAGGCCAGUAAAAGUACCAUCAGGACUUCAUUGAACAAACGGGGAACCAAGGCAAAUGAGGGCCAACAGGAUUCUCGGUUUGAUGCGGUCAAUGAUAAAUACUGGCGCAGUCGCAGCGAAUCUGUUUCGACUGGCGGCGCCAACGACAAUGUGUCACAGACCAACAGUGAUGGUGCUUCUGAAGAAGGAGAAGUACAGGAAGAUGAUUCAUCUGACUCCAGUCGAAUGCAUCUAUCAGGGGACUCCGAUGACUCGUCUCUGGAUUCAGAGGCCGAUGACUCGAUACUAUUGAAUAUCAAUUCCCGUGGUCAGACACAGAGUGCUAACCAGAAACAAAAUGGGGGGCUGUCGCUGCACGACGAUGAUUACGAUCCAGAGUCUCUUCCGGUUUCUCAAAGUAUUACCAAUGGACACGCCUUUGACGGGGCCGCAGAUGGUUCUCCGACGACGUCGAAGGAGGCAGCAUUCCGCUUCUUCGCCCAAAAAUACCCCACUAAUCCCGAGACACUUGCUGAUCUUAAGCGUGAAGAUAUGGAAGCCCAGGCGAAGUAUAUCUUCUACGAUCGAGAGAUUAAUGACAUAAACUUGCAAUUACCAGUAGCCUGCACUGAAUGCAUGCGGGAGGGCCAUCUUGCUGAAGUGUGUCCAUACAAAGAGUGUGUGCAUUGCGGUGCUUGGGAUCAGCAUCAGAGCAGUUUCUGUCCUUCGUGGAGAAGAUGUCAGAAGUGCCGAGAGCGUGGCCACGAUCAGCGAAAUUGCCCUUCGCUCCUGAAAGGCUCCGCAUCUGAGAUUCCCUGUGAUCUGUGCGGAUCUUCGGCUCAUUUGGAGCUCGAGUGUGAUUUCAUGUGGAAAGCUCAUCGGCAAGAGCCGCCGGCCGGGCCCGUGCUUGUAUCCAUAUCUUGCUCUCAUUGUACCAGUAGCCAUCAUUUGGUCGGUGACUGCCCAUCUCUUCCACAGCCUUUGAAAUCUUCGUCCUGGACGUUAAGAGGGAUUGAUCCGAAUAUGGUCACGAAUAUCAAUUCCGUAGUCAACGGUAGGAGCGGAGGACCUUCGUCUAGAGGUCGAGGUGGAAUGAAAAUUAGGGGCCGUGCGGAUGCACACUCCUCCCCGGAUGACAGCGAUGACUUGAUGACCAGACGACGGCCCGUCGGUCGUGGUGGAAACCGCGGCAAUAUCCGGAUCGGUAGUGGAAUUGGGAAGAACAAGAACCUAGCGCCGGCCGGCUCGCGAGGUCCAGAUAUGGAUUCUCGUCAGUUUUAUAGAGAUCGUCAGGAUUUCCAUUCAGGCAACGGACGCCAACGCUCUUUGUCCCCCAACCCUCGCCGCGGAAGAGGCAAGGAUAGCUGGCAACCUGCACCUCGUUCGCCCCCACGAGGCCAGUCUAGACCGCCUCCUCGUGGAGGAAGAGGCGGUGGUCGGGGGCGUGGCGGACGUGGCAAUGGUAACAAACGAGGGGGUAAUGGCGACGCUUAUCGCCCAAUGCCGAGUGCCGCUAAAAAGGCUUGGGAUAAGUACAGACUCUGAUCUAUGAAUAACUAAUCCAACACAGGUGGUUGCUCGGCU